UGAGGGCGCGAUUUAUCACAACAAAUGACGUCAUGCAACGCGACGCUUUCGUGAACAAUGGCUGUAAAAGUCGUCCGAAUUCAACUCGAAAUUACAAGAUAACCAUGAUAACUAGACCUCUGAAGGUGCUGAAUUGAACGUUUUGUUGAUAUUAAGCAGUUGUAGACGGCAUUGUAUUCGAUGGGAGGACUCGCCUUUUUUAAUGCCAGCAAUGGUGCAGAAGGAGACACAGCUGCUUUGUAUAGUUUUUUUUUUGUGAAUGGCGCUGAUGUGAGUGUAGAAGACCCUUGGUGUUUUAGUUUCUGGUACAACAUGUUCGGGCAUGAUAUAGGCGCUCUGAAAGUAUAUCUAAUCAUUGAUACACGUAAGUAUCCGCCAGGUCCGCAGGACUUGAUUGAGCCCCCUUUCAGCGUGAUUGGUCAACAGACGGGUCCCAAUGCCUGGGUGCAAGCCAACCUUAAUAUUACGGAGGAAGACUUUGCAGUGGCCAUACAAGUGACAAGCGGUACGGGAGAAAGGGGCAACGUUGCAAUCGAUGGCCUCGGCUUUCAAUGCCAAAUGUGCCCAGCGCCCAAUCUCAACUUCAGCUGCAACUUUGAGCAAGGACCGUGCGGUUGGACGCAAAGGACCGAUGACAAUUCGAAUUGGGCAUUGCAGUGUGGUGACACACCGACGGAAGAGACUGGACCGUUGUAUGACCACACCCUGGGAGAUUCCAAUGGCAAGUACUACUAUAUGCAUGCCAGACCGCUUGAUAUGGGAGAUAGAGUGGUACUUCUGAGUCCUGUGGUUGCAGCGAACGAAUCUCAGUCAGUCUGGUGCUUCAGUUUCUGGUACAACAUGUAUGGACGGGGGAUUACAGAAGGAGGUGCUCUUAAAGUGUCCGUAGGCCUAUACCCUGUCAAUGAGUCCGCUUACCCUGCCAAUGAGUCACUUGUACUGAGCAUAGCAGGCCAACAAACCGGCCCAAAAGUCUGGAUUCAGGCUAAGGUUGCGGUUAAUCAGACAUCGGAUUUCCAAGUGGCGAUAGAGGCCAGGAGAGGUGUUUCAUCAACCAGUGACAUAGCCAUCGAUGACGUCGAUCUAUCGGAGGGUGAAUGUCCAGAUCUCGACACAGGAUUCGACUGCAGCUUUGAGGAAGGAUACUGCGGUUGGGAGCAAGUGGUUAGCAACCAAGAUGCGAACUGGAAGUUGGAGCGUGGGACCACACCCUUAGCCGGACCAGGGAUAGAAUAUGACCACACCUUUGGCAAUAUCAAAGGGGUGUAUUGCUUACAUGAGAGGGGCGUCUCUUCCAUUGCAACAAUGAUAAGUCCAAUUGUUCCCGCUUCAAGUCAGUGGUAUCUCAGCUUUUGGAACCACAUGUAUGGAGCAACCGUUGGUACGCUCAGAGCUUACCAAAUCGUGGAGGGUUCCGGCAAAAAGAUUCUCUUAAUAAAGAGUAAGCACCACACCGGUAGAAGGGUAUGGGAACAGCAUGUGACCCAAAUCUUUAGCACCACUGGCGUCCGAGUACAGCUUGAGGCCACAGUCUCUAGCAGUGACGGUGAUAUUGCAAUCGACGACAUCUUGUUGACGUUGACAAGUCCGCCCGAUCCAGAUCCAGCUUUCGAUUGCGACUUCGAGGAAGGUCUUUGUGGGUGGAAUCAUCCUACAGAUGGUGACUUCAACUGGUAUCGGGAACGUGGAGAUACUGUCACAGAAGGCACUGGUCCCGAAUUCGAUCAGACUAUAGGCACACUCAACGGAACCUAUUUGUUAUUUGAAGGCAGAUUUGCCUUGCCCAAUGCAACGGCCAUCAUUCUCAGUCCUCAGGUGUCGGUGCCCUCAGGAUUUAACUGGAUCAUGAGUUUGUGGUACAACAUGUAUGGCCGUGGAAUCGGUGCUUUAAAUGUGCAUCAAGUACCAGAGGGACGCGGUGUCACAGCCGACACGCGUAUUUUCCAGCUGCUCGGGGAACAAACUAACGAUACAACCUGGCUUCAAGCAGUAAUAACCAUCAGAAAUGUGACCGCACCAUUCAACAUAGCAUUAGAGGGAGUGCCAGGUGUAUCUGAUAAGUCGGACAUCGCUGUCGACGACAUUCGGGUUGUUCCUGACACAGAAUCUCCUCGUGUCACUUGUCCCGAUGAUGUCCCCUCUGUCUCUACGAACCCUGGGGUGGAGUUUGCCGUCGUACCUUGGACACCAAUGCCAUCUGCCACCGACAACAUUGAUGUCCUUGAUUCGAACAGCAUCACUUGCUUCGACGAUGGAGGCAAUGUCGUGAUGUCAAGCAGCUCGUACGGAGUAGGCACAACGACAGUGACAUGCAACGCGACCGACUCCGCCCUCAACAUCGGAAAGUGUCAGUUUAAUAUCACCGUCGUCGCUUCAACAGUAACAGUUAGCCCAUCAACAACAGGAGUAACAAGUAUCAGCGAUACUCCAACGGGUGGCCUUGGAUCAUCAGCAACGUCGGCUGAUUUAUCAGCAACCGGCUCAACUAUCCAAGGCACUCCCAUGAGUGGAUCAGCAACAACAGCGGAUCAAUCAGCAACCGGAGCAACAACGAUUAGCGAUACUCCAAUGGGUGGAUCAUCAGCAACAUCGGCUGAUUUAUCAAAUACUGGAGCAACGAGGAUUAGUGAUACUUCUACUGGUGGAUCAGCUACCAAUGGCGGGCAAUCAUCAACAAGACCAACGACAAGCCGUGAUACUUUGACGGAAGGACCAGGAACAACAGGUGGACAACCAGUGGCUAGACCGACGACAGUCGGCGAUACUUUGACUAGUGGAUCAGCUACAAAUGGCGUUCCAGCAACAACUGUAUCAAUUGAAGAUUGCAUUACGACUCAAGCGUUCCUGGUCCAGCUCCGGAUCCUUGGGAUAGACGGGGCACCGGUGGUGUAUACCAAUCAGCUUGCCAACAAGGACUCACAGGAGUUUCAAGAUAUCGCUCGGAGAAUUGGCCAACCAGUGUCUAGAGCUCUGCGACGAGGGCAGAGGACAUCAACGAUUUGCAAGUUUGAGGUGGUUGCGAUUCGCAAUGGCAGCUUGUUGGUAAACGGCGUAGCCAGAUACCCAAUGACAGCAGUGGUGGACAGUAACACCGUUCUAGACGUGCUUCAUGUCGACGCACAGAUCGACAACUCGCUCCUUAUUGAUCAGUCGGUUUCAGUGGUUACAGCUGAGACUGAAAGCUGCCCGGCAAACUACUGCCAAAACGCCGGCACCUGCGUUCCAGUAGGGAGUUUCCCUGACCUCCAGUUUUCGUGCGAGUGCGCGGAAGGAUUCACCGGUAGUAAGUGUGAAGGGGAAGACCAACCCGCAAAUGGCGGGGUCAUCACCUUGGCGGUUGUUGCUGGUGUGUUGGCGGUCGCAGUGAUUUUCGCCCUUAUAUGCGCAUGCGCCAUGGUUAUGAUGGGAACUGCCAAGCGACAUGCUGGUGAUCGGCGGGAGAGAGUGCCAGUGGAUCUGAUGCCAACCGGGUACCGACGACCGCAGUUUAAUAGACCAGGCUAUGAUGGUAGAUUCUCGCCCUACUUCAUCCCCGGCCCAGCCUUGAUGCGAAGAAUGAACCAGGACUCGCUGGAGAGUGACUCCUAUCUGGACGACGGUCUUCGGGAUCUGGACCGCCGUAUUGACAACUUUUCCACUCCCUACAUCGUACCAGGACCUGCCCUGAUGCGCAGAAUGAACGAGGAACGAUAUGACGACGCUUUUUAUUAUUAGGAUCAGGACAGCUUGAGAAGGAAAGACCAUCUUGAGAUGACGUCAUCAUGACAGCUUGAAAGGAAGAUUAUCUUUAGAUGACUUCAUCGGGACAGCUUGAAAGGAAAGAAUAUUUUGGGAUGACGUCAUCUUGGCAGCUUGAAUGAAAUGCAUAUCUUGGUCUUGAGAUGACGUCAUCCAACAGUAACGUCUGAAUAGGAGACGUUUGAGAGGCGCGAUGGCAGCAAGCACAAAGGCCCUUUUCUAUUGUUGACGUCAUUUUGAGCAUGCGCACAAACCAUUGAAGCUGACCGGUGUGUUUGCUGCCACCAAGCGUCUCAAAAGUCUCCUAUUCUGCCUUAAAUACUGCGAUUGCAUAUUUGCAAAAUGUGCAGGAGGAGACGAACCAGUUUAUUCUGGUUUAUAUGGUUUUUUCCGGCCAAUUUCCUGAAAUGUUCAUUCACUUCUGAAAAUCGGUCAUUCUUUUUCGUCUGAAUUUGAAUGCACAUCUUUAAUCCCAUUUCAAUUCAACGAAAAUCCAAUUGUUUCCAUUGUCCGCGCAUUCGGUUUUGAGAAACAGAUGGCCGAUUACGUUACCUGUGCAUUCAUUUACGCAAGCAUACCUUUUCUAAAUUGAUUUCAGGUACAGCUAAUUUGAUUGAUGGUCAAUGAAAAAGAA
This is a messenger RNA of Patiria miniata (bat star), 4372 nucleotides long. RefSeq names its product MAM and LDL-receptor class A domain-containing protein 2-like. The record is from RefSeq and is a predicted model, not a curated record. The coding region runs from base 181 to 3714 and encodes 1177 amino acids. NCBI's taxonomy places the organism in Eukaryota, Metazoa, Echinodermata, Asteroidea, Valvatida, Asterinidae. The transcript is spliced from 22 exons. Gene Ontology annotation, cellular component: membrane.